AUGGCAUUCUCCGGGCCCGAGCUGCAGUGGAAGUGGUUAGAGCUCCAUGACUUGGUGUCCCUGCGUGCUGUAGAGAGGAAGAUUCACACCGCAGCCGGUGCUGCUGUCCGGCCGAGGCAGUGGAGGCUCCACAGUCGUCCCCGAGCGCAGCACUCUCGGCUGGACGAGCACAAGCUGCAUUACGCCGCCUGGGACGGACGCGUGGAGCACGUGAAAGCCCUGCUGGACUGCGGCGUCCCUGCUAACUGCCAAGAUCCUCGCGGCUGGACGGCUGUCCACCAUGCUGCUUUCAGAGGACACCUCGCACUGCUCAGGUUCUUGCUUCACGCCAGCAAAAUGGAUGUGAACUGCCCAGAUCUCUUCGGCUGCACCCCCCUGCACCGCUCCUGCAUGGGAGGCAACAGAGACGCCACUGAGUACCUCCUCCAGAAGGGAGCGUCCCAUGAGGCACGCUCCUGUUGUGGCCAAACGCCCCUCCACCUGGCUGCGGCUGGUGGGCACCUGGGCACGGCGCGGAUGCUGCUACAACACCUGGCAUCCCCUGACGUGCUGGACUCACGCAGGUGGACACCACUGCACUGGGCCGUGUUCGGGGGUUGGGGCGAUGUGGCCGAGCUGCUGCUGGAUAACGGGGCAGAGUUGGAAGGGCCGAGCGGAGUGGGGACGAGUCCCCUGCAGCUGGCUGUGAUGGUCGGCAACGAGGCAGCCGUCAGGCUCCUGCUUCAUCGUGGAGCCGAUGCUAACCUCAGAGGUUCCACCGGCCGAACGGCACUCCACCUGUGCGCCUGCUCCGCUGAGAAGAAGAUCCUGCAGCACCUGCUAGCUGCUGGGGCGAAGGUGUGUGUGAGGGACAGGGAUCAGGCCGCUCCGCUGCACCUGGCCGCCCUCAGUGGCUCCAGUGCUGUCCUCCACCUCCUCAUCCUGAACGGAGCUGGACUGGAGGACAGGGACAGCCUUCACAUGACCCCGCUGCAUUACUCCACACUGAAGGACAAUGCUGAAGCGGCGAAGCUCCUGCUGCAUUACGGAGCACAUGUGGAUGCCACUGAAAGGCUGGGGAGGACCCCGCUGCACCUGGCCACAGAAAGGGGACACUGCAAGGUUCUGAGUGUUUUGCUGGAGAGAGGUGCCGAUCCCUCCAUCAAGACGAAGUGGAGGGAGACGGCUGAAGACGUGGCGAGAACACACAAACAGUAUGGAUCACUUAAAGUGCUCCAGGAACACAGGAAACCUCCAGUAAGAUCUCAAACUCUAGGCCUCACCGUUACUGAGAGUGUUUGGUAACAAGAGACACUGUAUUAAGUCCGAAUCAACAUGGACACCAGUUGAAUGAGAUCCUGUGUGGCAUUAAAGCUAGUGGACUGGAUUGCUUUGUUGUUGUGAAUUUAACUGUGUAUUCAUGUUUAAGCCAUUUUUAACAGAUUGAGCUAUAAUUUGUUGUACUAUACGAAAUUAAAGAGCUAUACUGUGCAAUGUUUUUACACUUUAUGGCGUAUCUGAAAGUCUGACAGAACAAAAUGUACGACAUCUUCUUCCUGUGAUACGUCUGUUAUUGUAAUCGUAUACUACCGUGCUAAAUAGUACGCCAAGCUAGUACGCACGCCUAGUCUGUGUCGCCUGUUUGUUUUUGAUAUUUUUUUUUGUCUUUGCAUACUAUUUAGUACGGUAGUAUACGUGAUGACGUUUACGCGGAGGGAUACAAGGACUUACGCAAGG
Molecule: messenger RNA, 1716 nt
Organism: Ictalurus furcatus (blue catfish)
Lineage: Eukaryota; Metazoa; Chordata; Actinopteri; Siluriformes; Ictaluridae
Gene: ankrd67
Product: ankyrin repeat domain 67
Exons: 4
Coding region: 1-1284 (427 amino acids)
Molecular function (GO): protein binding
Source: RefSeq, a predicted model, not a curated record